AUGAAUUAAAUUCAAUAAGAGAUAACAACAAUCCCUACAAAAAUCUUUAGAAAUGCAUAAUGGAUAUCUAAAAAUUAAAGUGUUAAUAAAAGAAAAAGUCCUAAUUAUCCUUGUAAGAGAUGGGGACAUACAGCUGUCUUGCAUGAUAAAUAUAUGUAUGUUUUUAGUGGUUGUGGUAAAUCAGACAAUGCCAAAUAAUGGGAAUAAAUCUAUCGUAUGGAUUGCUUAACAUUUUAAUGGGAAAGAUUGAUUAGUCCAUCUGCUUAACAUCCAGCUGGUAGAGAUUCUCAUUGUUCUGUUUGUCUUCAAAAUAAGCUGUAUUUUUUUGGAGGGUCUAGUAAUGAUUACAUAAUGGGUGAUUUUUGGAGCUUUGACAUUGAGACAUCAGAGUGGACAGAAAUAUAAGUGCCAAAAGAUAUGCAAGCUAGAGAAGGACAUUCAAUGAUCGCUUUAUCUUAGAGAUUAAUUUACAUAUAUGGAGGUUGGGACUAAGUAUAGAACACAAUGACAGAAUCACAUUGGUUAUAUGAUAUAAAAACUAACAGAUUUUUAUAAAUAACUAAUUUCACUGGAGAUGAGAUGAUUAAAUUAGAAAGUCAUACUGCAAAUAAGAUUGGAGAAAGUGUGUAUAUAUUUGGGGGUCAAGGUUAGAUGUCACAAAAACAAUUAUUAUUUUAUAAAGAUUUAUAUAAAUUAGAUUUUGAGAGUGUGAAUGAUUUAUAACAAAGAUUUGAUUAAUAAGAUUCAUAAGAGGACAAAAAGUAAAUUAAUGAAAACAAUAUUGUUAUUAAAAUUGAGAAGAUCAAACCGAAUGGUUCUUAAUAGCCAACACCUCGUGCUUCACAUUCUGCAGUGGCUUAUGCUGAUCGAUUUCUUUUUAUAAUAGGAGGAGAAGGGUAUAUUUAUUGAAAUAUUAAUUAGUUAUCAAUAUGAUUAAUAAAAGGAUAAUGAAGAAGAAGCAAUAGAAUAAGAUUAAGAUGAUAAUUUUUAGAAUAUGGAUGAAGAAGAAAAGCCAAUAUAUCCUAAGAAUGAUAUAUGGAUAUUUGAAACAGUUAUGAGGGUAAUAGUAGUUAAUUAAAGUGUUAGACUUGGAGUAAAUUAGUACCAAGAUCUAAAACACCUAUAUUUUAGCCAAGAUUUUCACAUAGUUGUAUUGUUUUUAAAGAUUAAUUAAUUGUAUUUGGUGGAUUAAGAAGUAUGGGUGAGGUUCUAGAAGACAUCAUGGUAUUACAUUUGAAAGAUAGUGAAAAUCAUUUAUAAAAGUUUUCAAGAGAUGAAAUGAAAAAUGUUUGUAAAUAUUGUUAAUUGAUAUAUGGAAAUUAAUAAGAGGAAGAUAUCUCUUUUAAUAAAGUAGCAGAAAACAAUGCUAUUCGUUAACCAAAAUUAUCUUUGACUUUCAUUGAUGAGUAAUAUAUUUAUAAUAUAUUUAAUUAGAAUUUCCAAACUAGUUUAAUCACCUAUGUCAUGUUUUGGUUUAUUCUUAGAUAAUGCUAAAUUAUCAGAAGCUUCUGAAUUUAAAAUUGAAUAUGCUUAAAGAGUAAGAAGAAAGAAAUCUUAAUUUACAACUGAUGAUCUUUAAGAGAAAAUACCUUUAAUUAUUUUAUUUGAAAAAGAAACAAAAGAUUUAGAAGAUUUAAGUGAUUAUUUAUUUAAUUUUGAUAUUCCAAAGAAGAAAAUAUGUUUAAACAAAUAAGAUUAUGAAUAAAUAACAAGAAAUGGAGGAGAAGGUUUAAUUUAAGAAGAAUAAUAAUAAUUCAAUAAAAAAUAAUAUGCAUUGAAUUUUAAAAUUGCAUCUCUUAGAUUAGGUGAUAGUGUUUUAAUUUGUCAUAAAUCAUAAAAUAAUUAUUAUGUUGGUUUUAUUUCAAUGAAUAACCACAUAAAUCCUAGUGAUGAUUCCUUAACAUUUUAUAAUUACACUCUUACUAUUACUAGUGAGAAGGAGAGAAAAGUAGAUUCACCUGAAAGUAAAUAUGUAUUAUUAAAUGCUAUUACUCAUCUAUUAAUUGAAGAAGAUUUCAUAUUAAAUUGUAAUUACAAUUAUACUAAGAUUUUUAUCUUUGAUCUUGCUAAAAUACAUUCUCAUUAGAAAGUAUUUGAAUUAAAUCUUUAUAAUGAUGAUAUCAUCUCAAAUACAUAUUCAGCUUUUGAUUUAAAAUUGGAUGAAGCCAUUAAAUAUCCUGAUUAUUCUUUAAAGGAAUAUAUUAAAUUUUAUUCAUUAGAUCCAUUUCCUUAUAAAGUCUUUAUUAAUGAUUUACAAUAAGCUUAAUCAUCUAUUAAAAAUAAGUUGGAAAAUAAAUUCAAAGUAAUGUUAGGUAAUGGUAAACUUUUCAAUAAAUUAAAUGAAUGCACAGAAGCUUAUGGAAUAUGUAGAUUACCUUAAAAUAAUAUAGGAAUAUUUUUAUAUUAUUAAGGUAGAUUGAUUAACAGAUACAAACGAUCUUUGGGAGUAUUUCCAAGAGAAUAAGAAUAUAGUGGAUAUUUAAAUUUAUGCAGAUUCAUUAAACCUAAUAUAACAUAGGAAGUAAGAAUUCAUAUUUUUUAUUAUUAGGGUUUUUAAAAUUCAUAUUUAAGUUCAAUUUUAUUUUAAUUGCUUGGAUCAUUAGAGGAAGAGUGGGAACCAGAAAGAAGAAAAGAAAUUAAAGUUUGA
This is a messenger RNA of Paramecium pentaurelia, 2647 nucleotides long. Lineage: Eukaryota; Ciliophora; Oligohymenophorea; Peniculida; Parameciidae. The record is from the annotation of a GenBank genome assembly.